GAAUAAAUCGCCAGUGGUGGGCUCAUAGUUGCCAGUCUCCUAUUUUCUUGAAGUACUAUCGAACAGUACCAGAGCGAGACAUACCCCAUCCUGCUGCUCGAGCUCGUGGUGCACGCUCAUGGAGGGCGCCAUUUCCAAUCCCCCGAACACAAGGAUUGCCGUGGUCACCGGCGGGAACAAAGGGAUCGGGCUAGAGGUGUGCCGGCAGCUGGCCGGCAACGACGUCACCGUCGUCCUAACAGCCAGGGACGAGACGAGGGGCACAGCGGCCGUCGAGAAGCUCAGAGAGCUGGGGCUCUCCAACAUCAUUUUCCAUCAGCUGGAGAUCACCGAUGCCACGAGCAUCGCUCGGUUGGCGGAUUUCUUGAAGACCCGUUUCGGGAAGCUAGACAUUCUGGUGAAUAAUGCCGCACUUGGUGGAAUUGAGUACGUCCGCGAUCCUGUUUACGGUUCAGCGAGAGAGGAAGAGUUGAGUGGCAUGGAUAUGGAUCAGAGACUGGGAUGGUUGUGGGAAAAUUGCCGGGAGACCUAUGAAACUGCGAAAGAAGGCCUACGGACAAACUACUACGGCACAAAGCAUGUAGUCGAAGCCUUGCUGCCUCUGCUGCAAGCCUCCACUGAUGGAAGGAUAGUUAAUGUCUCCUCCCACUUCGGGCAGCUAAGGCUUUUCAGAAACGAGGAGCUGAAGCAGGAGCUAAACGACAUUGAUAACCUCACCGAGGAGAGGUUGGACGAGCUGCUGGACAUGUUCCUGAAGGACUUCAAGGCCGGCACGGUGGAGUCACGCGGGUGGCCGAUGGCGUUCUCGGCAUACAAGGUGGCCAAGGCGGCCAUGAACGCGUACUCGAGGAUCCUGGCGAGGAGGCACUCCGAGCUGCGCAUCAACUGUGCACAUCCUGGCUACGUCAAGACCCAUAUGACCAUAAACUCGGGGUUGUUGACGCCAGAGGAAGGUGGGAGCAGGGUUGUAGCGGUGGCACUGCUCCCGGAAGGUGCGGCGACCGGCGCGUUCUUUGAAGACUUCAAGGAGUCGUCGUUCGUGUGAUUGUGGCUCGGCCUCUCGUAGCCGCGGAUGGUCUCGGUGUUUGGAUCACUCAGGACUCAAGACUACAUACUACGUCCGGCUUACACUGAAAUUCAACGUGGUAUUGUCGCACCCGAUGGCUUGUGGCCAUCAAGACGUAUAAAAUAUGAUUAGGAGUAAGUGUAUCUUACCUAGAUUUAUACUGUGUGAUUCGACUGAGUCUAGAUUCAUGCGAUAUGGUGAUAUUUGUAUCGUCAUCUCUAUAUGGACGUACUUAUACAUUUCAUACUAUGCUAGUACUAUAAAUACAGAUCCC
Phragmites australis (common reed) is the source of this 1340-nucleotide messenger RNA. RefSeq names its product (+)-neomenthol dehydrogenase-like. Gene Ontology annotation, cellular component: membrane. The record is from RefSeq and is a predicted model, not a curated record. The coding region runs from base 119 to 1045 and encodes 308 amino acids. Lineage: Eukaryota; Viridiplantae; Streptophyta; Magnoliopsida; Poales; Poaceae. The transcript is spliced from 5 exons.